UUGCUCUCUGUCUCUUGCACCCCGACAGCAACACCGACACUCAGUGCCACCUCGCCAUCGCGGUUGGAGCAUCAAUUGCGCCCCCAAACCUACACCGACGACCACACGAACACGCGCACCCACGCGCGAAAGAGGAGUGAAGAUGCCCAAAUUCUUCUGCGACUACUGCGAUGUCUACCUCACGCACGACUCGAUGAGCGUCCGAAAGGCGCACAACAGCGGCCGAAACCACCUCCGCAACGUCGUCGACUACUACCAACAAAUCGGUCACGAGAAGGCACAGGCUGUCAUCGACGGCAUCACGAGUUCGUACGCGGCUGAGGGACAGAGCAUGCCUCUGCAGCCACAACUGUCCGCGGGUCAAGGAGGAGGACCACCAGGCUUCUCUGGACCACCUCCUCCCGGCAUGCCAGGCUUUGGCGCGCUUCCUCCAGGAAUGCCUCCCCUCCCACCAGGCUUCCCACCACCAAUGGCCCCAGGAGGACGCGGCAUGCCGCCCCUCCCACCAGGCUUCCCGAUGCCGCCGAACGGCUUUCCGCCAGGCUUCAAUCCGCCGGCUGGUAUGCCCCCAUUCGCGGGCUCGCCUCCAGCCAACAUGCCCUUCUCACCUCCGCAGGGCGGAUUUCCUCAGAUGCCACCUCAGUUCCCACCACAGGCUGGACAAGCUCCGGGUGGUGGGAUGGCUAUGAGCCCACCGCCUGGAGUCCGAGGACCUCAAGCAAGUGGCUCGCCGGCUGGCAUGCAGCACGAGGGCCGAUAGAGUCGGUAAUCGACCACGCGUGUGAAGCUGAGAACGCCCGCGGAGCUCUUUAUGGCGGACAUACUCAACCUCAAGAGCGCAUCAGAUUGGCAUUGGCGCAUAAAGGAUCUAUGCCGUGGACUUCUCUAUACACACCCAUAAAAGAGGGCACCUGUUGAGAGCUGGGCAGAUGAUGCAAGCCUAAUGGCGCGCCGGUCAUCUCCCUGACUUGCGGAGACAGCCACACAUCACCCAGUCAGACGCCAGAGCUGCUACCCACCCUGGCAGUUUGGACUUCGGCAGAGCAUACCUCAGCAAAAAAGGACUACGAGUACUUCGCCAGUCGAGAUUUAUGUACGAGUAGCAAGAAAGAAAGAGAAGAGUGCGAUUUGCCAAUACCCAGCAUCCCGUGGAAGCCGAAGUUGAUAUAUGUUGUGAACACAAAUCGAGAAACGAAGCUGCAGCGGCGAGUGCGUGGUAGUUGUGACCAAGGUAGAAAGU
Sphaerulina musiva SO2202 is the source of this 1240-nucleotide messenger RNA. Its product is annotated as zf-U1-domain-containing protein. The coding region runs from base 143 to 760 and encodes 205 amino acids. The record is from RefSeq and is a predicted model, not a curated record. NCBI's taxonomy places the organism in Eukaryota, Fungi, Ascomycota, Dothideomycetes, Mycosphaerellales, Mycosphaerellaceae. Gene Ontology annotation, cellular component: U1 snRNP; nucleus. The transcript has 3 exons. Gene Ontology annotation, biological process: spliceosomal snRNP assembly; mRNA 5'-splice site recognition; mRNA splicing, via spliceosome. Gene Ontology annotation, molecular function: zinc ion binding; pre-mRNA 5'-splice site binding.